UGCGGCUCCACGCUCCACGCCCGCCCGGUACCAAUGAGAAACUACUACAGCGGUCCCCUGGCGUGUACCGUUGACAUCAUCAAGAGGGAAGGGCUCCGGGGCUUAUACAAGGGGCUUCUAACAAUGUUCAUUAGGUAGGCAAUUGUUACAACACUACUUAGGUAGGCAAUUGUUACAACACAACUUAGGUAGGCAAUUGUAACAACACAACUUAGGUAGGCAAUUGUUACAACAUAACCUAGGUAGGCAAUUGUAACAACACAACUUAGGUAGGCAAUUGUUACAACAUAACUUGGGUAGGAAAUUGUUACAACACAACUUAAGUAGGAAAUUGUAACAAAACAACUUAGGUAGGCAAUUGUUACAACAUAACCUAGGUAGGCAAUUGUAACAACACAACUUAGGUAGGAAAUUGUUACAACAUAACUUAGGUAGGCAAUUGUUACAACAUAACUUAGGUAGGGACUUGACAUGUUUUAGGGUGGCUAGAUGUCUUUGCGGUCUAAAUUUGAGUUAAUUCAAUAUAUAUGUGUACAUUGAAUCCACCGCUGUUCCAUAUUUAUUAUGUGAACUUUGUUUUAAAUUCAUCUCAUUUUUGUGUUUGUUAAACUAACGAUGGCGUUUGGCCGAAACGUAAAAAUUUGUAAUUUUAUCCUUUUGUUAUAAACAAUACGUAAUAAAAUAAUCUGCUUCUUUAUCUAUUUAGCUUUUGUCGCAGCCCAACCAUCUUAGAAAAUGUUCAUUAGAUAUGACUUAGAAAUGUUCAUUAGAUAUGAUAUGGAAAUGUUCUAUAACACAUGAUAUGGAAAUGUUCAUUAGAUAUGAUAUGGAAAUAUUCAUUAGACAUGAUAUGGAAAUGUUCAUUAGAUAUGAUAUGGAAAUGUUCAUUAGAUAUGAUAUGGAAAUAUUCAUUAGAUAUGAUAUGGAAAUAUUCAUUAGACAUGAUAUGGAAAUAUUCAUUAGAUAUGAUAUGGAAAUGUUCAUUAGAUAUGAUAUGGAAAUGUUCAUUAGAUAUGAUAUGGAAUUGUUCAUUGGAGACUAUGUGGAAAUGUUCAGAUUAUAUUUUUCAAAUGCAAUUUUAAUGAAAAUUAAUGUUUUGCUGCAGUUCAUAAAAACAAAUGUCAUUAGUCUAUUGGCGAAUGAAAAUCAGUGCAUACAUCGUGUUCGUAAAUGCCAUGUAUUCGUUGGCCUCUUAACUAGUGCGGUCUCCACGCCAAUCUGCCCCCGUCAUGCAUUUCUUUCCCUUGCAUUUGUAUUCGUUGGCCUCUUAACUAGUGUGGUCUCCACGUCACGCUGUCCCAGUAAUGCAUUUCUUUCCCUUGCAUUUGAUGACUCACCAGGGAUGUGCCAAGUUUUGGACUGUACCUCUUGGUCUACGAGGGGCUCCACAAGUACAUGGCACACCAUGGGCUGUCCGACAACAAGGGCGUCAUGGCAGCCAUAGUGUCCGGGGGCGUGGCCGGGUGUGUCUCGUGGGCUUCCAUCAUGCCCUUUGACGUCAUUAAGAGUCGGCUUCAGGUGAGUGAAACGAUUUCUUGUGGUGAGUGA
Lymnaea stagnalis (great pond snail) is the source of this 1548-nucleotide messenger RNA. NCBI's taxonomy places the organism in Eukaryota, Metazoa, Mollusca, Gastropoda, Lymnaeidae. The record is from the annotation of a GenBank genome assembly.